AUGUUUGCAAGGUGCAAACCACCAGUUUGGCGCGUCGAUGACUUGACACCAUGUUUCCAGGCAGAUUACCUCGAAACCCUCUUUCCUUUGUUAGCAUGUGCACUGUCCCUACUGGUUUUGCUCCUUCAAAUAGGUCGCCAAAGACUAAAAGCCCAACAUCGAAAAGCCGCCCAUCACAUCCUGGUCGACAUCGACGAUGACGCAGCCUCGAUCGAUGAAGAGGAGGAUGAAGAUUCCCUGGCAAGGCUCACCCUUCAGAAGACGCAGAGUCGCGGGGCCGUGUCCAUCACAGAUGUUGAUAGACCUAACGGGGAAGUCAUGCUUGUUACAGUGGAAUUCUUGCUAGUAUUGGCUCAGCUGGCUGUUAACAUUGUCACCAUCUUCGACUUAUCGGCCCGUCGAAAGACCGCUGCCAUCGCCGAAACUGUUGCCUCUACUUACCUUUCAAUCCUCGCUGGAGCUCGGCUGUUAGCCUCGACCACGACUUGGAAAGCGCCGGUCAAGAGUUUAUGGAGUCACAGUGCAACACUGUACCUAAUACAAUGGCUCAACAUCGUCUGGGUGUUCCGCUCGGUACUUGUACACCCCGUUGACCGACUACUGCAACACAUGACGAUUGCGUCAUUCAGCAUCACGAGUGUGUUGGUGAUCACUGUACUUUGUUCACGAAAGGGAAAUAAGGGGGUCUUGCUGGAGUAUGAGGGCGAUAUCGAACCAUCUCGAGAACCUUUGGCAAGCAUACUGUCUCUCGUGACAUUCUCCUGGGUCGAUCCGAUCGUGUGGAAAGGUUACAAGAAGCCUCUUGAUCUCGCUGACGUCUGGAACGUGGCUUUGGCCGAUAAAGCUGAGACUGUUCUCGCCGAAUUUCGACAGAUCGCAAAAGCACAUUCACUUGCUGUCCGGCUCUUGUUGCACUUCAAGAAGGAUCUACUCAUUCAGGGCGCAUGGUGUAUGUUGGCAAGUGUCUUCAUGUUUCUGCCCACUCUCCUUUUGAAAGCCAUCUUGGAAUACCUAGAGAAUACGGACAGAGUCCCACGAAGCGCAGCAUGGUUGUAUGUUGUACUUCUUUUUGCCACUGGCGCAGUGCAGGCCGUUGGUGACGGGCAAGGAUUGUGGAUCGGCAGGAAAGUCUGUGUUCGACUUCGUGCCAUCAUUGUUGGGGAGAUCUAUUCAAAAACUCUCAGGAGAAAGGCAGCAGCCGGCACUGAUUCCGAACAAGAGAAGCUUCCUCCCAAAGACAAAGCGUCCUUUUCCGUCAGGUUCAAGUCAAUGCUGAAAAGCAGAAGCCUGCGCCUUCGGAAGAGCCCUGAAGCCGGACCUACGCCAUCGAAGAUUUCCAGCACUCAGACUAAUAACGGCACGAUCAUCAACCUCAUGUCAAUCGAUUCCUUCAAAGUGGCUGACAUCUGUGCCUACCUGCACUUCUUGUGGGCUGCAGUUCCGGUUCAACUGGUCAUGGCGGUGGCAUUGUUGUACAAGGUUUUGGGCUACAGCUCUUUUGCAGGCAUCGUCAUGAUGAUAUUCAUCUUGCCAUUAAACCUCUACAUUGCUAAAUCAUUCCAAGCUGCGCAGAAAAGGAUCAUGGCCGCCACGGACGGCCGAAUUCACGUCACAAAUGAAGUUCUGCAAAAUAUCAGGAUCAUCAAGUAUUUCGCCUGGGAACAGCGCUUCCAAAAUAAUGUCAGCGAGAAACGACAGAUUGAGCUGUCGGCCUUGUGGCGGAAGUAUGUGUUAUGGGCCAGUGCAGCUACCAUCUGGAGUGGAGUACCCAUCUUGAUUACAUUCACGUCUUUCCUCAUCUACACUCAGAUUGAAAAGCGACCUCUUGUCCCGUCGGUUGCUUUCCCGGCCCUGUCAAUGUUCUCUCUACUGAGAAUACCUUUGGACCAGCUUGCAGACAUGGUGGCCCAUGUACAGGAAUCAAAAGUUUCUAUAGAUCGUGUUGAAAAGUUCUUGGACGAAGAGGAAACAGAAAAGUAUGUCCAAUUGCGUCAAAGCCGGAGAAGAAGUAUGCCGACUACUCGGAUCGCACUCGAGAAUGCAACUUUGACAUGGAGCAUUUCUGAGGUCGAUGCCGCCGAUGCUUUCCGAUUGAUGAACAUGAACGUGGACUUCCCUCUAGGCCAACUCAGCGUCAUCGCGGGCCCAACUGGCUCUGGCAAAACAUCGUUGCUCAUGGCACUGCUCGGUGAGAUGCAGCUACUUAGUGGGCAAGUUCACAUCCCAGGAGGUUCAGUUCGUCAAGAUCUACGACCAGACCCCUCCACAGGUCUCACCGAGAGCGUGGCCUACUGCGCACAGCAAGCAUGGCUUGUGAAUGCCACCAUCAAGGAAAAUAUCCUCUUCGCUAGUCCUUAUGAUGAAGACCGCUAUCACGAUGUCAUCUCUAUUUGUGCUCUUGAGCGCGAUCUAGACAUUCUCGAUGCUGGUGACAUGACUUUGGUCGGUGAAAAGGGAAUUACCCUGUCUGGCGGACAAAAACAGAGAAUAUCCCUUGCGAGAGCCAUCUACUCGAAUUCCAAACAUUUGUUGCUUGAUGACUGUCUCAGCGCGGUUGAUGCACAUACGGCGAAACACAUCUUCGAAGAGGCACUGACCGGCACUCUCAUGGCGAACCGGACCUGCAUUCUGGUUUCGCACAAUGUGUCCUUGACUAUUCCUUUGGCUAGUCAUGUUGUUGUCCUAGAUAAUGGCAAAGUGACCGCUCAAGGAACGCCAGAAGAAGUCGCUAAUAGUGGUGCUCUCGGCGAGGAAUUGCUGAAGUCCCGUCCGGUCUCGAGAGCAGCAUCCUUAGGGCCCUCACGCGUUUCUUCCAACCUCGAGGAAGAGACUUCGAAAUUGUCUGGAGGCAAUGGUCAUAUCAGUCCGGGAUCACGUGUGAGAGAUACUGCCAGAAUCAAAGCCAAGCUCAGUAAAGCAGAAAAGGAGUUUGUCGAUUCUCGUCUGGAGGCCAAAGCAACUGGAAGUGUCAAGUGGUCGACUAUCAAGAUGUAUCUCCAGGCUAUGGGCCCCUGGUACUACUGGAUCUUUGCUGCAUGGGGCUUCAUUGCUACUCAGCUAGGCUCCGUAGCCACGAACCUCUGGAUCCGGCAGUGGGCUAAUGCUUAUCACCUGCGCGAGACUGACGCCACCCAUGCGGUGGUUCAAGGCAUACAUCAAACAGCACUUGGAUCUCCAAAGCUGGGUGGCGCAUUCUUCCAACUUCCACAGAUUGUGGCCAAUGCCGGCACUCUCAUGGUCGAAUCACUCUAUCAUGUCGAUGCGUGGUACUAUCUUGGUAUCUACGCCGUAAUCGGUGCAGUAUACGUCUUUAUCUGCUUUUCCAGGGAAUUGAUCCUCUUCUGGGGCUCGAGACGUGCGUCCUGGCUGCUGCAUGAAAAGCUGCUGACAAGCAUUCUACGCGCCAAAUUCAGAUUUUUCGAUUCUACACCUCUUGGCCAACUCACCAACCGCUUCUCCAAAGAUAUUCAGGCUUUAGAUCAAGAGGUCGCCCCCGUCGCGAUAGGCAUGCUUCAUAGUGCCGCUUCUGUCUUGACCAUCGUGGUGCUCAUCUCGGCAAUCACUCCGGGGUUCCUUAUUCCUGGCUUCUUCAUCACGAUUAUGUAUGUUUUGACUGGCCUGUUCUAUGUUCGAUCGUCACGCGACCUGAAGCGCAUAGAAGCGAUUCAGCGAAGUCCUCUUUUCCAGCAUUUCGGAGAGACCUUGUCCGGUGUUGUUACAAUUCGAGCUUACGGGGACGAGUCGCGAUUCAUUAAGGAGAGUCACAUCCGAGUCAACACUCAUAACCGGCCAUUCAUCUAUCUUUGGGCUACCAAUCGAUGGCUCGCCUUCCGCAUCGACAUUGCUGGGGCAUUGGUGUCUUGCUUUUCGGCGAUGUUUGUCGUUCUCAAUGCUGGCAAGAUUGACCCCGGAGCUGCUGGUCUUGCACUUUCGUAUGCCAUAACAUUCACUCAGAAUGUGCUAUGGCUGGUACGACUAUAUGCUGCAAAUGAACAAAACAUGAAUGCGGUUGAGCGACUUCAGGAAUACAUUGACGUUGAACAGGAGGCACCUGCCCAGAUUCCGGAGACGCAACCACCUUCGAACUGGCCAAGCCAUGGAGGUGUGGAAUUCGUUGGAUACUCCACGAGGUAUAGGCCUGACCUCGAGCCUGUACUGAAGAACCUCACGUUUCGCAUCGAGCCUGGACAAAAGGUUGGAAUUGUGGGAAGAACCGGUGCCGGCAAAAGUUCGCUUGCUCUGGCACUAUUUCGCGGCCUGGAAGCUGAAGAAGGGAAGAUCCUUAUCGACAAUGUUGACAUCGGCCUCAUUGGCCUUCAGGACUUGCGUGAAGCCAUCACAAUUGUUCCUCAAGACCCAACCUUGUUCAGCGGAACCUUGAGGAGCAAUUUAGAUCCAUUUGAGCUCUUCACAGACGAGGAAGUCUUCACCGCACUCCGGCGAGUUCAACUCAUCUCCGGACCUACAGAUGGCUCGCAACGUUCUGGCUCCGAGACGCCAAAUGAGGUUUCGAGUAGGUCCCCUACACUUCGAGACACUUCCACCCCUGCAGAAAGUCAUGCAUCCAUAUCUGGAAACGGCACAAUCAGCUCCGGAUCGACCUUCGCACAAUACGCAAGCAGUUCCAAGGAAAAUAAGAACAUCUUCCGAGACUUGUCAUCUCCUAUUGCAGAAUCGGGUUCCAACCUUUCACAAGGACAGCGACAAUUGUUGUGUCUUGCACGAGCAUUGCUGAAAGCACCAAAGGUUUUGGUAAUGGAUGAAGCCACGGCAUCGAUCGACUAUGCUACUGACUCGAAGAUUCAAGACACUUUGCGCGAGCUGAAGAAUAAUACCAUUCUCACCAUUGCGCAUCGCCUGGCGACCAUUGUUGAUUACGACCGAGCCCUCGUGCUUGAUAAGGGCGAGGUCAAAGAGUAUGCGUCUCCAUGGGAGCUUAUCAACAAGGAGGGUGGAAUUUUCAGGUCCAUGUGUGAGACUUCUGGAGAUUUCGACACACUGUAUGCCGGGGCGAAGAAAGCCUGGCAAGAGAAGAGAUUGAUUGAUGACUCUUAG
Exophiala spinifera is the source of this 5055-nucleotide messenger RNA. RefSeq lists its product as uncharacterized. Gene Ontology annotation, biological process: transmembrane transport. Lineage: Eukaryota; Fungi; Ascomycota; Eurotiomycetes; Chaetothyriales; Herpotrichiellaceae. Gene Ontology annotation, cellular component: fungal-type vacuole; fungal-type vacuole membrane. The coding region runs from base 1 to 5055 and encodes 1684 amino acids. The record is from RefSeq and is a predicted model, not a curated record. The transcript is spliced from 2 exons. Gene Ontology annotation, molecular function: ABC-type peptide transporter activity; ATP hydrolysis activity; ATP binding.